Messenger RNA from Mercenaria mercenaria, 4298 nucleotides. RefSeq names its product CDP-diacylglycerol--glycerol-3-phosphate 3-phosphatidyltransferase, mitochondrial-like. The record is from RefSeq and is a predicted model, not a curated record. Gene Ontology annotation, biological process: cardiolipin biosynthetic process. Gene Ontology annotation, cellular component: mitochondrion. The transcript is spliced from 9 exons. Gene Ontology annotation, molecular function: CDP-diacylglycerol-glycerol-3-phosphate 3-phosphatidyltransferase activity. The coding region runs from base 605 to 2029 and encodes 474 amino acids. Lineage: Eukaryota; Metazoa; Mollusca; Bivalvia; Venerida; Veneridae.
CUAUAUCUCAUUCUGAUUGGCUUAGAGUCAAAGGGAAGUAACCUUUUUUUAACUUUUGUACUGAGUUUCUUCCUCUUAAAUUCCGGGAAUUAGUCUAUUUUUAGAAAUCCUAUUUUUAGAUUUUCAAUAUUUUAGGUAUUUUUCUAACUUUUUUAUUAUAAGUCCUAUGUAAAAAGUAAAUACAUUUUUUGUGGUAACAUGGGUCGGUAAGACACUUUUUUGUAUUCACUUUUAGUGUAUCUCUUAUAUUAGAGAUUUUUUAUAUUUACUAGUAUUACUAUACUAGUAUUAUACUAGUAUUACUUAUAUGUGGAAGCCCAGGAUGAAGUACUCCAAAGACGAGUAAAAUUCUUUUUAAGUAUUAAGCUUUUUUUGACAUUUUUAUAUUAUUUUAAGUAUUUUUAAGAUUUCUUAUGGUUGCCAUUCUUCUGUGACAAGACCGUAUGGUGGGGGUAUGAGUCACUCCUGUGACAGUUCUAGUUAAACCUGGAGGGGUAUUCCAGUAUGUUCUAGUACAAUUCUUUUGUUGUCUAGAAGACAUAGACACUGUUUAGCUGAAGAUCAAAAUCAUAAGCAACAAGAAAGUCAGAACACCACUCCAAGGAUGACUGUGAGGCCAGAGGUUUUACGGGAAAAGUUUGGCUGGAUUAAUGAGCAUGUUCCUUGCUUUGGUGUGAAUGGUGACAAUAUCACUGUGAUAAAUCAGCCAGUGGACUUCUACGAAACUUUUAAAAACAUGACAAGAAAUGCCAGAAAUCGUAUUGUUAUUGCCUCCCUUUAUCUUGGAACAGAUGAUUUAGAACAAGACCUGAUCAGGAGUAUAGAGUCAGCAUGUGAAAGAGCUGUACAAAAUAACAAUGACAGUUUUGAAGUCCAUGUACUGUUAGAUUAUACCAGAGGAUCAAGGGGAAAUAAUAAAAGUUCACGAACAAUGUUACUUCCCUUGUUGGAAAAAUACAGAGGCAAAGUGCAAGUGUACCUAUAUCAUACACCAGAUUUACGUGGAAUUUGGAAGAAAAUACUGCCUGAAAGAUUCAAUGAGAUUGUUGGCUUGAAUCACAUGAAAAUAUACCUGGCUGAUGAUAAUUUUAUCAUAAGUGGUGCCAAUCUAAGUGAUUCGUACUUCACAAAUCGCCAGGAUAGAUAUAUACAGUUUCGAUCUUGUCCAGAAAUGUCCAACUACCUCUGUGAUCUUGUAUGUGCAGUAUCUCGGUUCUCAUUCCACCUGCAGUGCAAUAAUACCACUAUAUAUCCGGAAGAAGCCCCUCAUCCUUAUGAUGGUUCAGAAGGUAUCCUAGUGUUCAAAGACUAUGCUGGAGGAACAAUGUCAAAACUGAACAAAGUUUGGAGGGAAUCAAGGGCGUCAACUCAAAUUACCUCAAAUGACAGCAGUGUAGAUACAUGGUUGUAUCCCUUGAUACAAAUGGGUCCAUUUAAAAUAAAAGAUGAUGAAAUAGUGACUGAACGUCUGUUCACAAGCUCUGAAAUCUGUGAUAGAAUACUGUUAGCCUCAGGAUAUUUUAAUCUGACCAGUCGCUAUGUAGAUUUUGUGAUAAAUAGAUCCAGUGCCGUGUUUGAUAUUCUCACUGCUUCACCUGAGACAAAUGGAUUCUUCGGAUCAUCAGGGAUUUCGGGCUUUGUACCUGAUGCAUACACAAGAAUUGCCAAACAGUUUCAUGAAGAGACAUGUAAACAGUGUCAAGAUCAACGUAUAUCUCUUUACGAAUAUUACAAACCUCAUUGGACAUUUCAUGUCAAAGGAUUGUGGUACUAUAUACCAGACUCAAGGUUACCUGUGCUCACCUUAAUAGGAUCUCCAAAUUUUGGCUACAGAUCUAUAUACAGAGAUUUAGAAUGUCAAGUGGCUGUUCUCACAACAAAUAUCUCAUUACAAAAUCAGCUGAAACAGGAGCAUGAGCGACUAUAUGACACAUCAUAUAAGGUGACAGAGAAAACAUUUCAACGUCCAGACAGAUAUGUUCCACUUUGGGUACGAUUUGUAACCAAGAUCAUCAAAAACUUCUUUUGAUGCACAUCAGCACUCAGCUUAGUAAAUGGAUUUUAAUAAUAAUUUGAGAACAGUUUUGAGAUGCACUUUGCAAAUUGGUAUAUUCAAGAACCAAACUAUAAAGACUAGAACCUUAUGGAGAAAUAUAAGUACAGCUACAAAGGAGAGUUAGUUCAAUUAUUUUAAAAACACAUUGAAGUAUUAACAGACAAAAAUCAGAUCUGGGGCAUAGGUCAUAACUGCUCUUCAAAACUGGGUUUUAUAACCUGGGAUCCAGUAAUGAAAAACAACAUAUUAACAACAGUUUGAACUAUUUCAUAGCGUUCUUAAAGGUCUGUAAUUUAUCGGAUGUUAGACAUGCGUUUAUUUUUUAAUUUCCUUUUAAUUCAUUAGUCAUACUUAUGACAGUUAGAUAGAAAUUUAAGAGGUUACAUUACAACAAAAUAUGGUAACAAUCAAAAGCUCAUUUAGUAGUAACGUAAAAGUUAUACUAUAUUCAUUUUAGUGUUUUAACUUUGUUUCAUUUUUGUACCCCCCGACAACAAAGUUGUAAGGGGGGGUAUACUGGUUUCAGGUUGUCUGUCUGUCUGUCUGUCCGUCUGUCUGUCUGUCCGUCUGUCCGUAGACGCAAUCUUGUGCGCACCAUCUCUCCUUAUCCCCUUGACAGAAUUUAAUGAAACUUCACACAAGUGAUCAGUACCAACAGUAGUUGUGCAUGGGGCAUGUUAGGUUCAUUUAGAAAAAAAAUUUGCAGAGUUAUGGGACUUUGUUUUUUUGUUACUAUACUAUAUACAUAGACACAAUCUUGUGCGCCCCAUCUCUCCUCAUCCCCUUGACACAAUUUAAUGAAACUUCACACAAGUGAUCAGUACCAACAGCAGUUGUGCAUGGGGCAUGCUAGGUUCUUUUAGAAAAAAUAUUUGCAGAGUUAUGGGACUUUGUUUUUUGUUACUAUACUAUAUACAUAGACACAAUCUUGUGCGCACAAUCUCUCAUCAUCCCCUCGACACAAUUUAAUGAAACUUCAUACAAGUGCUCAGUAACAACAGUAGUUGUGCAUGGGGCAUGUUAGGUUCUUUCAGAAAAAAAAUUUGCAGAGUUAUGGGACUUUGUUUUUUUUGUUACUAUACUAUAUACAUAGACACAAUCUUGUGCGCUCCAUCUCUCCUCAUCCCCUUGACACACUUUAAUGAAACUUCACACAGGUGAUCAGUAACAGCAGUAGUUGUGCAUGUGGCAUGUUAGGUUCUUUCAGCGACAAAAAUUGCAGAGUUAUGGGACUUUGUUUCUUGUUAACAUACUAUGUACAUACAGUCUGCAUAUGCAAUCUUGUGCGUGCUUAGUCUACCAAACCCUUAAACACAAUUUAAUGAAACUUCACACAAGUGAUCAGUACCAACCCUAGUUGUGCAUGGUGCAUGUUACAUUCUUUUAGAUAAAUAUUCUGCAUAGUUAUGGGACUUUGUUUUUUGUUACUAAACUGUAUACAUACAGUCUAUAUACAUACAGCCCACAUAAUUAUGCAAUCUUGUGUGCGUCAAAUUGCAAUGUACUGUGUCGGUGCAUGUGGGGGGUACAUUCAUCACCUUUAGUGAUAGCUCUAGUUGAUUUUCGGGUCACUCUAUGAAAGGUCAAGGUCACAGGGGCCUGAACAUGGAAAACCAUUUCCGUUUAGUAUCUUGAGAAACAUUUGACUCAGAAAGUUGUAAUUUUAUAGGAUGAUUAGACAUGCAGAGCAUAAUCACCCAAAUCGAUUUAUCAAAGGUCAAGGUCACAGGGGUCUGAACAUGGAAAACCAUAUCUGAUCAAUAACUUGAAAAACCACUUGACAUAGAAUAUUGAAACUUCAUAGGAUUAUUGGACAUGCAGAGUAGAUGACCCGUAUAGAUUUGGGGUCACUUUUAAAGGUGAAGGUCGCAACAGAUAGAAGAUGGAAAUCCAUUUCAGAUUGAUAACUUGAGAACCAUUUGACCUAAAACCUUUAAACUUUUUAGGGUGAUAGGAAUUACAGAGUAGAUGACCCCAAUUGUCGUUUUGGAUAACUUCAUCAAAGGUCAAGGUCACAGGGGCCUGAAAAUAGAAAUAUUUUUACAAUCAAUAACUUGCGAACCAAUUUAACUAGAAUGUUGAAAUCAGUCCAGUAUUUUUGAAAAUAAAAUGUUAAAAGUCAGAUUCACUAAAAAGAUAAAAAAAAAAUCCAUAAGAGUUUUUUUUAACAAUGGCUUUCAGCAUGUCACUUACUCUUAUAUUCAUUCAGUAUUUUUGUUGUUGCCCCUGUCAUUCUGUAUGU